Molecule: messenger RNA, 744 nt
Organism: Lycium ferocissimum
Lineage: Eukaryota; Viridiplantae; Streptophyta; Magnoliopsida; Solanales; Solanaceae
Exons: 1
Coding region: 1-744 (247 amino acids)
Source: RefSeq, a predicted model, not a curated record
AUGACAGGAGAUGAUAAGGAGGAAAUGACCCGAUUGAAGAAGUUAUUGGCUCAAGAAUUUGAGAUCAAGGAUCUUGGAAAAUUGCAAUACUUCUUGGGUAUCGAGGUUGCUAGAUCAAAUAGAGGAAUCUUUAUUUCCCAAAGAAAGUAUAUUCUAGACCUUUUGAAAGAAACUGGUAUGACUAGUUGCAAGCCAGCAGAAUCACCCAUGGAAAGCAAUCACAAACUACAAAGUGGAGUUGGAAAGUCAGUUGAUAAGGAGAGAUAUCAGAGGCUGGUUGGAAGACUCAUUUAUCUCUCUCACACUAGACCAGAUAUAGCUUAUUCAGUCAGCCUGGUGAGUCAGUUCAUGCAUGAUCCUCGAGAUCCUCAUAUGGAAGCUGUCUUUCGCAUUUUGCAGUAUCUGAAGUCUGCGCCAGGGAAAGGUCUACUUUUCUCCAGACAUGAUCACCUGAAAAUAGAAGCCUUUACAGAUGCGGAUUGGGCGGGGAUCUCUACGAUCGAAGAUCUACAUCCCGAUUCUUGUACACUCGUAGGAGGAAGCCUAGUCACUUGGAGAAGCAAGAAGCAAAGUGUUAUUGCUAGAUCAAGUGCGGAAGCAGAAUAUAGAGCUAUGGCUCAGGGUGUUUGUGAACUUUUAUGGUUACGAAAGCUAUUAGAGGAAUUGAGAUUGUCUGAAAAGGGAAAGAUUUCCUUGUAUUGUGACAACAAAGCUGCAAUCAAUAUAGCUCAUAAUGCAGGUUGA